Messenger RNA from Spirodela intermedia, 309 nucleotides. The record is from the annotation of a GenBank genome assembly. NCBI's taxonomy places the organism in Eukaryota, Viridiplantae, Streptophyta, Magnoliopsida, Alismatales, Araceae.
AUGGCUGCCGGGGUCCUUCACCGCGCCCUCCCAUUGCUCAUCCUCUUCCUAGUUCUCCCUUACCCAUGCUCCAUCGGGGCGAGGACCCAUCUCUCACGCGCUGCCGCGGGAGCGCCGACAGCUUCCGACGACCAGACGCGUAGUGAAGCCCUAUCCACCCCCAGCGGCCGUCGAUCCUCCGCCGUCGAGGGAUGCGUGACCUUCGGCUUCCUUCCGAGGGGCGUCCUCGUCCCUCCCUCCGCUCCCUCGAAGAGGCACAACAUGAUGCGCGUCAACGACUACGCCUCUCACUGGCCGGCAUCCCCUUGA